This is a messenger RNA of Parasteatoda tepidariorum (common house spider), 2596 nucleotides long. The record is from RefSeq and is a predicted model, not a curated record. Lineage: Eukaryota; Metazoa; Arthropoda; Arachnida; Araneae; Theridiidae.
GAUAUUGUAAGUAACGUCACGCGCGUGUGUCGGAACUGAAUGGCUUCUGAAUUGACAAAUGCCACGAUUUACCUACAACGACGUCACUUGCAGAUAAAAUCAUAUCGUCUGAGUCUUUACAACGAUUGCAAGAAAACGAUUUGAAAAAAAGCGUCCGUCGAGCCGGAGUCGAACCAGCGACCUAUGGAUGUCUAUGAAUUUUCCUCUACAGUCCACCGCUCUGCCAACUGAGCUAUCGACGGUUGGUUUAGCUGGAACAGAUAAGAGGAGAUCUAUCGGAAGGAUUCUGAGGUUUUUGUUUCAGCAUGCGGAACAAAGUAGCAACCCUACUUCUUUUAACUGCAGUGAUACUUGGUUGCUUUGAUUCAGGAAAAGGCUCCUCGAACUCAAAUCGGAACUUGCUCGAGGAUUAUGGAUCUGGAGACGUCGCGACUGAAGGUAAUACGUGCCCACCAUCCACAACUCAGAAAACAGACAACUUCGUUGAUAAGGUGCUUGAUGAAGUCAGACCAAAGCUUUCUGAUGCAAUCAAUCUUCCCGAACGAACUGGCAGAUUCAAACUUUUCAAUGGCACCUUGGAAAAUUUAGGGUCCAUAACGAGGAUAGGUCCAUCCUUUACUCGUUGCUCAGAUACUACCUUCAGUUUCCUGGUUCCUCUUAGUCUCUCCAAUCUUUUUGCAAAAUACGCUUGGCAGUUUCAUCCUUUUAAACAACUCCCGUUCUUCAAUGGGACAAUCAGCAUAAUUGUUAAAGAAGUUCUAGGCAAAGUUUACUAUACCAGAGCAAGGAAAGAUUUGGAACAAUUUUAUGACACCAAUCCACCAAAAGCUUUUGUGGAGGAAGUGAAAAUUUCCAGCUUGAAAGGAAUGCAUGUUAGCUUUAAUGGUCUUGGGCCAUUUAAUAGUAUUGCAUCCAGAUUUACGAGUAGCGUGGCUAAAUAUUUUAGCACUGCAUUGUCCCAUGUUUUGGAAGGUUUCGUGAAGCGCGUUAUAAAUGAAGAAUUGCAAAACGUUGAAAAAUAUGAAACUUUUUAUUUUUAAAAUGUCGUACAUGGAAUCAGUUAGUAGGAUAGCAUCGUUAUCUGUAAUUGUAUAAAAUAAUGGAUGCAAUAAAAAGAUAGUUUUAUGUCGGAUAUAAACAAGAUAGAUAUUUUUUUUAAAAAAUAUUUCCAGAGGGUGCAUAGAUCUGAGAAGAGUUGAUUUUGCAAUCAAAUGCCUGAGCAAUGAAUAGUAAUCUUAAUUCCCAGUAAUCGUUUUUAAUAAGAUAAAUAGCAUGGGGAAAAAUGAAAAAAAUCAAUUCUUUAUUAAACUAAUUUAGGCGAACUUUUUUGCGGAUGGAGGAAAAAUUUCAAGGGAAUAUGUCUCCUCUGGAAAUUUUUAAAAAAACAUUCUCUUUUAUAUUUGAUAAACCCUAGAUUAUUUUAUUUUCACCAUAAAUUACUUUAAUAUCAUUGAUAUGUUUUUUAAUGAUGAAUAUUAACACUUUUUAAAAACUUUUAACUGGAAAGGAACUGAUAUUUCUUUUCUUAACAUAUUUAGUAAUAUUAUAUGUUCACGUGUACAAUGCUCGAAAUAAAAAACCCUCUACCAUUUUAACUUUUGAUCUAACAAUCGUAUUUUCACGUACCUAGAUCUUAAAGAUUCAAAAGACUUGAAUUAAAAACACUUAUUAUUAAGCGCAGAUGAUAUUUUAAGUUACAAAAUCAGUCACAGAAACGUAUUUUGUCUGAAUUGACUUACCUUUUUUCGACUGAUUUCGAUUUUUAAUCCUUAAAAUAUGAGGACUGUCGUAAUCUGGUAUAUAUCAUCAAUCAUCAGGAAAGUGGUCGAAUGUUAGUUCUUCUUAAUAUUAAUCUUACUUUUUCCGUAUUUCGCCAUAUCUUUGGAACUAUUUAAGCAAAUCGAAAACUUUUUGCAUGGAAUUAAGUAAAUUUUGAUGAGUGAAAAUAGAAAAUUAGAAUGAAUUCUGAAAUUAGAAUGAAGUUCAUGAGAAUUAAAAAAAAUUAAGAAUGUGAGAUUUUAAAAUUUAUUACUCAGAAACAAUUAGACUGAUUUCAAUCAAAUCUUAUGGUCUGUCAUGUAAAAUUAUAUAAUUUAAGAUCGGAGUUAGUACGACAAAAUUGGGUUAUUGGAUCACAAGUUAAUAAGGUGUUCCGCGCAGUACAUCAUUUGUACAUAAGUUUCUAAACAUAUUCUGGGUGCAAUGUAAUCCUACAAUUAGUUUUUGUAAUUCUAUGGAAAUAUUUGCGGUUCGUGGACUCUGGAUUUUUCAAAUUUCUUUGAAAAAUGAUUGUGAAAUUGAAAAAUUGCGCUGUCUUACACAUUGCGAUGAUUCUACUACUAUUCCAUUUCGACAAAUAAGUAUUCAUCUUUGUCAAUUUGCUAUAUAAGAAUACAUGUUCAGAGGAAAUCAAACUUGACUAUAGAUAAGUUUCAAAACUAACAAAUAAAUGCCCGGUACCUUGAUUUGUCUAAAACCCACAGAUAUAUACAUUGCACGUCUAAAGAUUUUUCGCAUAUCUAUAGAGCUAUGUUAGCUUGCAUAUGCUUAAAAAUUGUACAAUUUCUGUGAAUAAAAUAUUUUAUUUUUGACUUAA